CCCACCAACAAUCUUUUUUUACUUUUCCCCCAACCACCCAUACCUACCCACAGUCACUCCUUACCCACCCUCUUUACAUCACCCACAAUGCUCUUUGGUAACGCUCUCUCUCUCCUCGCCCUCGCCGGCUACGUCUCUGCCAACGGCCUCGGCCUCGACCUCGGUGUCACGGUCAACGUCGGUGUCGGCCUCGACCUCAGGCUGGGUGCUCCCUCCAGCGUCCGCGACCAGUGCUCCAACAAGGGCGACUUCCUCAGCGACCUCCUUGGCAGGGUCUUCUGCUGCUCUGACGACAACCGCACCGACCCCGAGGAUGGCCUCACUUGCCCCAAGGGUUGGUCCAUGCACAAGGAGGAGAAGUGCUGUAUCCCUCCCACCGAGACUGCUACUUGUGACUGCGGUGAAGGUUAUACCUACAACGAGAGCACCAAGAAGUGCGACAAGAUCCAAGGCAGCUGUCCCGAUGGCACUUGGUACCACCGCCGUUCAUCGUCCUGUAUCGACAACUCGAAGCCGAGCGACCCCAUCUCUGACAUUCUCUGCCCCUUGAUCGGAUGGGUCUUGCGCGGUGACAGGUGUGAGCCUGAGGGUGAGCAUAGCCCGGAGCCUUCGACUUGUCCUGAGGGUUACGAGUGGAGCCCUCAGUCUUGCACUUGUGGUGGUGGCGGGUCUCCUUCUCAGCGCGCUCUUGCCGCUCGUCACACUGGUAUCCUCUACGGAGCCAACAGCUUCAAGGCCCGACAGCUCGCCAGGUAAACACCUCAUGAGCGUUCCUUUGAGCUUCCGUCCUUUAUAUCGUUAUACUAGUAGUCACGGACAAUCAGAAUCGUUUUCUCGUAGCCUCAGCGUACACGUCUGAUAUCAAAUGAUGUAUUACAUUCUACGUCUA
Cryptococcus amylolentus CBS 6039 is the source of this 889-nucleotide messenger RNA. RefSeq lists its product as hypothetical. The record is from RefSeq and is a predicted model, not a curated record. Lineage: Eukaryota; Fungi; Basidiomycota; Tremellomycetes; Tremellales; Cryptococcaceae. The transcript has 6 exons. The coding region runs from base 88 to 756 and encodes 222 amino acids.